AUGGAAGCGACUUCUGGUCUAGACAUAAUUGAACCUGUGUCGAAUCAAGAUCAGGAUGAGCCAAUUGACAUUGUUCAGACAAAGCCUGACCUGAAAGUGGUCCAUGGCGAUGUUGAGCUCCAAGAUCAGUCGCAGCGCCUACCAUUCUUCCGACUCAUUCUUGCCUACAUCUGUCUAUGUUUCUGCUAUCUCAUAUCCUACCUUGACAUGAACUCCGUCGCAACAUCUCUACCCACCAUCUCCGAGGCUCUCGAUGCUGGUCCUACGGUAACAUGGGUUGGGACAUCAUACCUUCUCGGUCAACUCUCAUUCCAGCCACUGUAUGGCAGAAUAUCCGACAUCACGGGACGAAAGCCUGUUUUGUUAUUCUCAAUGGGUUGUAUCGUUAUAGGCGGUCUCCUCUGUGGCUUCGCUCGCACGCCCGUCUGGCUGUACGUAUGCCGCACCAUCAGCGGCAUUGGCGGUGGUGGUAUAAGCUCUUCUGUAGCCAUCAUUCCUGUCUCUGGGAGCUUCAAGGAAAAGGCUAGUAAGAUUGACUGGAUGGGUGUUAUGGCUUCAAUUGCUGGUAUCGUAUUGACAGUUAUGGCCAUCAACUCUGGUGGAAGCAUGUGGGCCUGGAAGAAUGCUAAGACCAUCUCCAUACUUACUAUUGGCAUCGUAAUGCUGCUUGUCUUCAUCGUCAUCGAGGCUUUCUUCGCUAGAAUCCCCAUCAUUCCCUUGAGGCUGUUCAGGCAGAGAUCCCCAGCUGUACUCAUUCUUACCGGCUUCUUCCACGAUUUCGCUUGGCAGUCGACCCAAUACUUUGUUCCCCUUUACUACCAGACUGUCCGGGGCUUUACGCCGCUAAAAAGCGCGACCCUCAUUGUACCAUUUCUGCUCGCGCAAGGUCUUGCUGGCGCUGCCUCAGGGCCUACCAUGGUUCGUUAUGCGAGAUACAUACCAAUCUUAAGGACUGGCUUCACGAUUUGGACGGUUGGUACCGGCCUCAAGCUUCUGUUCAAUGAGCACACUCAUGUCGCCGUCUACGUGGUAGUUCUAGCUGUUGAAGGGGCGGGAAUUGGUUGGGUUCAUCAGCCAGGGCUUGUUGCACUACAGGCCAACUCCGCUGACGAAGAUCGUGCGGUAGCAACAGGAACCCGCAACGUCUUUCGCUCCCUCGGCGGCGUUGUCGGUAUCGCUGUUUCUACAGCUGCAUACUAUGCAACUCUAAGCAAAACCCUUUCACAAUCCAAUGCGGUGCCAGAAUGGCUUCGCGAUCGCGUCUUAGAUGGCACGUGGGCUGCUGGAAACCCCAGCACAAGAGAAUUCGAAAGCGCCAUCUUGGAUGGACGAAUGCAAGGAUUUAGAGUGAUCUUCAUCAUAACGAUACCUCUUAUGGCUCUAUGUUUGCUGGCCAGUUUCUUGGUCGAUGAUAUCGUGCUCAAGGGUGAUACCAGCCAGGGAGAUAUGGGAGAAAGAGGCCAGAUGACCAAACCAACAGCUACUCCAAUGGCGCUCUCAGACGCCAAGAUGGAUAACUCUCGACAAGCUUGCAAGGGGCAUUAAUUGGCCAGAGUUUCGUUAUCAUCGCACCAUCAGGGAAGAGUUCUAUGUUCACAUUGCCUUUGAUCUAUUGCCAG
Messenger RNA from Fusarium redolens, 1619 nucleotides. RefSeq names its product major facilitator superfamily domain-containing protein. The record is from RefSeq and is a predicted model, not a curated record. Gene Ontology annotation, molecular function: transmembrane transporter activity. The coding region runs from base 1 to 1545 and encodes 514 amino acids. Gene Ontology annotation, biological process: transmembrane transport. Lineage: Eukaryota; Fungi; Ascomycota; Sordariomycetes; Hypocreales; Nectriaceae. The transcript is spliced from 6 exons.